Molecule: messenger RNA, 987 nt
Organism: Acomys russatus (golden spiny mouse)
Lineage: Eukaryota; Metazoa; Chordata; Mammalia; Rodentia; Muridae
Gene: Znrf4
Product: zinc and ring finger 4
Exons: 1
Coding region: 1-981 (326 amino acids)
Cellular component (GO): cytoplasm; nucleoplasm
Source: RefSeq, a predicted model, not a curated record
AUGGCGCGCUCUGCGUGGGCCCAGGUAGCCCCGGUGGCUCUGGGGGCCCUCUGGCUGGUCCUAUCCCCGUCGCCCGCGGACACUGAAGUUAACCUGAGCUCUGUGGACUUCUCGGACCUCCCGGCGCUGCUUGGGGUCCCCGUGGAUCCCCAGAGCGCACACAGAUGCCUGUUGGUGGCCAGGCCAGCUGACGCCUGCCUCGCCAUCGAGGGUCCUGGGGCCGACAACAGCUCACUGGACCCACUUGUGCUGGUUCGGCCGCUGGGCUGCACGUGGGAAGGCAUAGAGCGGCGAGCUCGGAAGGCUGGAGCCACAGCAGCCUCUGUGCGCCCUGAGGAGGGGAAGGUGCGCAUGUAUGAGGACCUGGAGGUGACCGUGCGCUGCGACCGGCCAGCGCGCGUGCUGCUGCCCCACGGGGAACCCUGCCCGGACCCCGAGUGUCACCCUGCCGUGGCCAUGUCCUGGGCCCUCGUCCGAGCCCUGGCCCUGGCUGCUUCUACGCUGUUCGUGCUGCGGCAGCUGUGGCCGUGGAUCCGGGGCUGGGGGAGCCGCGGUACCACGGUGAAGACGCAGACGUGCCAGAAGGCGCAGGUGCGCACGUUUACGCGCCUCAGCGACCUGUGCGCCAUCUGCCUGGACGACUACGAGGAGGGGGAGCGACUCAAGAUCCUGCCAUGCGCGCAUGCGUACCAUUGCCGCUGCAUCGACCCCUGGUUCUCGCGCGCCGCGCGGCGCUUGUGCCCCCUGUGCAAGCAGUCAGUGGCCAGCACGCACGACGGCUCCACGGAUGGCAGCGUGGGCGGCGACGACGCACCCCUGCCCGGACACCGUCCGCCUAUCUGGGCCAUCCAGGCCCGGCUGCGCUCCCGGAGACUCGAGCUGCUAGCUCGGACAGUCCCCUGCCGCCGCUGCAGCAGCACCACGUCUAUUGGGGUGGCCGAGAACCUGGCACCGUCAGAAGCGACCCCCGAAGCCUCCUGACCUUGA